Molecule: messenger RNA, 2289 nt
Organism: Astyanax mexicanus (Mexican tetra)
Lineage: Eukaryota; Metazoa; Chordata; Actinopteri; Characiformes; Acestrorhamphidae
Gene: rabggta
Product: Rab geranylgeranyltransferase subunit alpha
Exons: 17
Coding region: 251-2014 (587 amino acids)
Biological process (GO): protein geranylgeranylation
Cellular component (GO): cytoplasm; Rab-protein geranylgeranyltransferase complex
Molecular function (GO): protein binding; Rab geranylgeranyltransferase activity; zinc ion binding
Source: RefSeq, a predicted model, not a curated record
AGGUCAGGGUGACGCUGUUUACAAGAGACGGAGAGUUCUUCAGCCUGCGACACCGUCAGCUGAACCUCCUCCACACCCUAAACACCGCUACCGCACCCCAACACAUCCCCUACCGCACCUCUACCGCACCCAGACACCACCGCCUACCGCACCCCGGGGGCAGCGGAGCGCCCGCCCGCCCAGACAGCCCGCCAGCGCCGAGCCAGCGCCUCAUCUCCGCGGUUUAAUAUCCUCCUGAACUUCAGCUGAUAUGCACGGACGGGUGAAGGUGAAGUCCACUGCUCAGCAGGAGGAGGAGAAAAGGAAAGGGCGAGAGAAGAAGCUGAAGGUCUACCUGACGGUUCGGGAUGCGAUCUUCAGUAAGAGGAGUAAUGGUGAGCUGGAUGAAGAAGCACUCCAGUUUACGCAGCAGCUCUUAUCCUCCAACCCAGACUUUGCCACUCUGUGGAACUACAGGAGAGAGAUCCUUCUCCACUUGGAGACUGUGAAGGAGGAGGAUGAGAUACAGAAGCUAUAUGAAGCCGAGCUGUUCUUCAUUGAGACGUGUUUAAAAAUGAACCCCAAGUCUUAUGGCAGCUGGCACCACCGGGGGUGGGUGUCAUCUCGACUGCCGCGGCCGGACUGGGCCAGAGAGCUCAGCCUGUGUGAUCGCUGCCUCAGCCUGGACGAUCGCAACUUCCACUGUUGGGAUUAUCGUCGGUUGGUGGUGAAGGCCUCUGGCGUUCCCGUAGAUCAGGAGCUGCAGUUCACAGAUCGUCUGAUCGGCUCCAACUUCUCCAACUACUCCAGCUGGCACUACCGCAGCACCCUACUGCCUCUGCUGCACCCGGAGCCCGGCUCUGAGCCUGCGUCGCCCUGCAGAAAACAGAACAACACACACACGUCACCCACCGCCUCGCCUCAGACACACUCGCACAGAGUCUGUGAGGAGCAGCUUCUCAAGGAAUAUGAGCUGGUGCAGAAUGCCUUCUUUACUGACCCAAAUGACCAGAGUGCCUGGUUCUACUACCGCUGGCUGCUUGGUAGAGCUGAGCGAGAGGAGCUGAUCAGCUGUGUGUAUGUGAGUAGAGAGGGCGAGCGAGUAGCUGUGGCUUUCUCCAAACCUGUAAAUGCUCUGACUGAGGGUCUGAUGCUGGUGUUGGAUGGUCAGCAGCAGCAACGGGUCGAGUGGAGGAGUGCUCACCCUCGCUUCCGCCACAGUCCAGUCUGGCUGUGUGAACUGCCUCCUGGCUCUGUUAGUGACAUCAAUAACGAGCACAACCUGACGGUGCACUGGAUGGAGAAGCACACACACAGAGACUGCGCCCUCUAUACAGGACGCCCGGAGAGCUGGUGCAGGGACUCCGCUACGGACCAGGAGCUUUUCAGGAGUGAAUUGUCUGUGGAGAAGACGUCAGUUCUGCAGUCUGAGCUCCAGUCGUGUACUCAGCUCCUGGAGCUGGAGCCUCAGAACAAAUGGUGUCUGUUGACCAUUGUCCUCCUGAUGAGGGCGCUGGAUCCUUUGGGUCAUGAGAAAGAGACGCUUGCUCAUUUCCAAACACUAAAGGAAGUAGACCCGAUGCGUAGCUCUUACUACAGCGACCUCUGCAGUAAGUUCAUGAUUGAGAAUACUAUUCUAAAGAUGGAGUAUGCAGAGGUGCGGGUCUUCAGCCUUUCUGAUAAGAACCUGAGCACUCUUUGCCACCUGGAUCAGCUGCUACUGGUCACACACAUCAAUCUGUCCUCAAAUCAGCUUGUGAGGUUCCCACCCCAGUUUUCCAUGCUGCAGUGCCUGGAGGUUCUGGAAGCUGAUGAUAAUGCAAUCGGUAAUCUGGAGGGACUGUACCAUCUGCCAAAACUAGAAGAAGUGUCUUUGAAAAACAACCAAAUCUCCAAGCUCUCUGAUCUGGAACCACUGGCCUCCUGCCCCAGGCUGACCAGACUGGACCUACGUGGCAACCCAGUGACCAAAACCGCCAAUAUUGAGGCAGAACUGGCCCAGCUCCUGCCCUCAGUUACUGACCUUUUGCUUUGAUAGCACAAACAGCAUCAGCAGUGUGAAUGUGUGGGGGAAUGUGUGUCUGUGUGUGGAUGUAUUGUUGUCAUUUUGAGUAUCCAUUCCUAAUGUGAAAAACCCAUUGGAAAUAACACUGGUUUUAGUACUGUACACCUGCACUGGACUCAAGAGACUUCAAAACAUCUGUCUGCCUGUGUGUGUGCGUAUGUGCGUGUGCGUGUGUGUAAAUAUGUUUGUUUUAGUGUUGAAGGGUCAGAAUUGCUAACUGCAUGCUAAUAAAAAAGAGAAUCUAA